Molecule: messenger RNA, 920 nt
Organism: Thermothielavioides terrestris NRRL 8126
Lineage: Eukaryota; Fungi; Ascomycota; Sordariomycetes; Sordariales; Chaetomiaceae
Exons: 2
Coding region: 224-724 (166 amino acids)
Cellular component (GO): mitochondrion
Source: RefSeq, a predicted model, not a curated record
CCGAAGCUGCCCGGAUAGUUAACGCUGAACGUACGGAGUACACUAGUUGACCAUCUCCAGUGUCCUGUUCAUGUCCAAUUGCUAGCGCAACAACUGCAGCUGCAGCAACACAGCAACAUCAGCCACGCAGUUUCCCUCGGCUCGUGGCAGCCCCACGCCCUGAGCUAGGGCUCUCCAGAGACAGGCGGCAUUCCGGGCGAGGCAUUCGAUUUAGAUGGCCGCCAUGGCGGCCGAAGGCGGCGACCAGGCUGAACGCCUGCCCAUGCCGUCGCGCAACCCGCUCCCGUUGUCGGCAUCGCAAGAGGCCCAGGUCAGGGAGAUCUUCUAUGCGCGAGUGCGGAGGAAAUGCGCCGACGAAAUCAAGGCCUUCGCAGACUGCGCCAUGAACCGCACCUUCACGACCCCCUUCGUCUGCCGCGAGACGCACCGCGCCAUGAACAGCUGCCUCAAGACGCACGCGACGCAGGAGGAGCAGGACGCCGCGCGCGAGGAGUGGUUCGCGCUGCGGCUGCAGCGGCAGCGCGAGCGCGAGCGCAAGGCGCGCCGCAAGGCCGAGCAGGAGGCCUUCCUGCGCGAGUGGUGGGGCCUGCCGGAGAAGGACCGCGAAGAGGCCCGCCGCGAGAUGGAGAAGUUGCGGCAGGGCGAGAGGGUUGCCGGCGUUGCGAGGAGGAAUGGGCCCCCACCACGGCAAGAAGGGCAACGACAAGAGCAUGAGGGGAGGUGACAUUGGGGGAAGAAGAACUUAUAUCACUGUGGCCUUGGAUGGGGAGUAUAGAGCGUUAGUGCGGCACGGAGAGACGCGCACGUUGGCGUGUGUAUUAUACGUGGAUAUCUGGUGUGAGGAGCUGAAGGACCGGCCGGUUCAUCCGGACCGCAAGUCGUCACGCCAGCUGAGACGGAUACCGUGGGAGUGGCGUUGG